AUGAUUUACAGGAAGGAGAAAGAGGACCAAAUAAACUCGGCCAACAGCCGAGCCGGUGUUUACAAGUUUGGCCAAUUCUUACACCAUGCACCAACAUCCAACCAGCCCCCUGCUUCCCGACUGCCUUCAACCACCAAGAGAAAUGCCCUUCCCAAGCCACACCCACCCACUCCACGCACUCCUCUCUUGAUCCCCGCUACCAGCAACUACAGUAGACCACCCUCGAGGUCCUUCACUGCCCAGAGCUCUGGGGCGACAUCAGUUGGAGGACAGGCGGGUCAUACUCCGACUUCUGAAUCUUUGCCAUCCUCCGAUAAGUUUUUCAUCAAUGUACCGCCUCGAAGCCCAGUCAUCGGUGAGAGGGGUAGCAGGAGACCAGCUCCGAUGUCGUACUUGGGUAACAGAGGGGGAAGGCCGCAGCAACAAUCUUGUAAAGCAGCACAGGUCAUGAGUUCUCCUAGUGUUGCACUGGCAGAUACUAUGUACAAUAUGAAUAUUCAAACUCCCACCCGACCUUCUACCCAUGCCAAGCCUCAGGGGCAGGUUGCUCCUGUCGCGCCCCACCAGUCUGCCACCCUGGAGACGAGAAGGGGAGGUAGCUCUGAACCGGCCAUGGGACCAGGAGGGGAUGCACAGCCAAACCCCAUUUCAUCCGAAGACCAGUUACCAUGCCAAGGAGAUAUCGAGAUGAGUGGCUCCUCUCUUGAGAUGAUGGAAGCGAAUCCCCAGGAAGACAUGCAGAAUGUACAAGAGUACCCCUUGACGCCAAAGUGCAGCCAAGAUCGGGAUAGAACAGAAGGUCCCAAGACCCCUAAGACACCUGGUGAUACCUUUGACCUGGGAAGCUUCAAGGACUUUGGGAAGUCAAAGUCUCCAGGUUUCUCUUAUUCCUGCAGAGCCAUGUUUGGUGAUUCCGCAGACCAAAAUCAGGCUGAACAGACUUCUAACAACAACUUUCAAGAAAAUCCGUUCUUCUCUUCCUUUUUUGGUGCGAGUAGUAAAUUUACGGACCAGCAACCUUCACAGAGUCCCGGUGAUAUGUUUGGAGGAGGAGGAAACACCCCCGCUACCUCAAACACCAACCAAGAUGCUGGAGCCAUGUCCAUGUUUGGGGAUUCCCCGUCAUCUACCCAACCAAACCAGACUAGGCAAGAGCCGGAGUCCAUGGGAUUCAGUUUCAAUUUUGGCAGUUCAUCCCCUUCCCAGACACCUGCUGGUGGAGAUAGUGAGAGUGGGGGUGGUAGAUCAGGAGGAUUUUGCCUGUUUUAGUUAGUUUUCAUCAAAGAGGUACGAAUAAACUUUUUGAAGGGUUGCUCGUAAAAAGAGAAUAGGGCCCUUAAAAAAAGUAAAAAGGGAUUAGGGCCCAUGUUACGAAGCAUUGCAAUGAAAUACUGUCUAUCUAAAAUUGUGAUUGAUGAAAAAUGUUCAUCUCAUAACUACACAAUAUGGAUCAACCACAUAUUGAUUGAGUUUGAUUAAGAUCUGUUGCUAGUCUCUGUAUGAUGGGGCCCUGAUUCUCAAGAAUUCAGUAAAUAAGGAACUUGUCUAAAAGUCUGUGCCUCAUCUUUUAUAAAAGCAAGGGGCGUUUCACAAAGAUUAAAAUUUGACUUGAGUCGCACUCAAAUUUCUGGUAUAGAUGGCAUCACCUAAUUGGCCAAAUUUUGCUAUUAAGAGGUCGCAUGCUAUUGUGUAUAAAUCUAUAAGAUUGCGUGUCGUGUAUCACAUGCGCAUCAGCACUUAACAUGACUUUAAGUCAUACUUAACUCUUUAAGAAACACUCUAAAGGUAACAUUACUCUACAUUGCGUCCCACAAAAAAGGUAACCCACUUUCAGAGAUAGAUUUCACAAUUAUUAACCAUGUUUUUUUCUAUAAAUUUGAUGCUUAUGGUAAGAGUGGAAUCUCAUUUUAGUUGAGACCAACAGCUCAGCAAAAUCAUUAAUUCAUGGCAGAUUACAAACAUUAAGUUGUGAGGCCUAUCAGAUAUGAAUUGCGCAGAAACUCACCCGUUAGUCUGAAUCCACUCUCAUUUCAGGGAUCAGUGAAAGAAACUGAACAAAGAAUACAAAUGAAAUGCUAAUGAGCCAAGCACUGAAUAAGCAUGGUUGUCUUAUCAUGAGCCAAUCUUGUCACAUCAAUUCAUGAGAUUUUUUUCACAAAUCAGGUAUCAAAAUAUAGAGGAAUAAUUGAAUUGUAUGAUGAUGAAAAACAAAUAUUGUUAAGUGACUUUAAAGAACAAAGAUGUGGGAAUCCCAGUUUCCUUUAUUGUGGGACGCACUGUAAAGUGAUCUCUUUAUGAAAAGUAAUCCAUUUCUAUUUGUGUUGUUUAAAUAUGAUUUUUUUUGUAUGAGCAAUAGGCCUAUGUGAAUAUUAUCACUGUUGAAGUUCACAAACGUGAAAGUAAUACCUUGCAUUCUUAUAAGGAAUAAGAAAUACAGUAUGUGUAAUUUUAUCUGUAGACCUUGGGCCCGUUGCAUAAAACUUUUUACCUGAGAAAACUCAGGUUGUUUUUACCGGAGUUUUUGCC
This is a messenger RNA of Lytechinus variegatus (green sea urchin), 2526 nucleotides long. Its product is annotated as flocculation protein FLO11-like. Lineage: Eukaryota; Metazoa; Echinodermata; Echinoidea; Temnopleuroida; Toxopneustidae. The coding region runs from base 1 to 1269 and encodes 422 amino acids. The record is from RefSeq and is a predicted model, not a curated record. The transcript has 7 exons.